This is a messenger RNA of Hymenoscyphus albidus, 643 nucleotides long. The record is from the annotation of a GenBank genome assembly. NCBI's taxonomy places the organism in Eukaryota, Fungi, Ascomycota, Leotiomycetes, Helotiales, Helotiaceae.
AUGCCUCGAAAGGAUAGGGCGUCAGACAAAUCAAAACAGUAUGCGUCUAAUGAUGCAACUGCGUACCCGAGCUCCUGGAGCGAAUGUAAGAGAGACGAUGAAUAUCGACGCUUUGGGCGUUAUCGUUUAGUUGCUGCUGGUAGAAAAGUUCCCUCUUGUACAACACAAUCAAUCGCUGACCUACCUGUUCUCCCAGAACAAUACGAGUGGGAUUUUGAAUAUGACACAGCUUCAGAGACGCAAAAUUUACCUAGGGACCAACCUACUACAGAAAGCUCCCACAACUAUGCCUCGACUUUGCAAGGCUCAGGUUCUCCGAGCUCGUAUGCCUCGACUUCACAAACCCGAUUUAGUUCAGAAUCCUUUCCUUCGAUUCAACCAUAUCAAGCAUCGCCCAAUGCGCAGUCGAUCUUGGAAACGCCUUCCUGCAAUUCAACAGAGUACACCUAUGCCCAAACAUCUCAACUCAGUGAUGCAACAAACGCUAUGCAAGGCAUGACUCUGGAGGAUGAGAAAGACAAGAGUCCUCCAAAAAUGGGCCCGUCAACCUUUUCUCCUUUUCUCAAUUCCCUUCCUUUUUAUUUUGAUGUUUUCUAGUAUUUUUGCUAAUCCCGAAUGCAUUUACUUCUACAUCGGUUAUUAG